Molecule: messenger RNA, 1257 nt
Organism: Brassica rapa (field mustard)
Lineage: Eukaryota; Viridiplantae; Streptophyta; Magnoliopsida; Brassicales; Brassicaceae
Product: protein TRIGALACTOSYLDIACYLGLYCEROL 1, chloroplastic-like
Biological process (GO): phospholipid transport
Cellular component (GO): ATP-binding cassette (ABC) transporter complex
Source: RefSeq, a predicted model, not a curated record
CGAAACCCACAUCCUUUUUAGUAGUUUGUUCGUUUAUCGUCAGCUCUGGAUGAAUCAUCUGAAGCAGCAAAGCUUCUUCCAUCUUCCUUGCUUGGUUUCUAUUCUGAGCGGGAAUCAAGUUUAGCGUGUUGCUUUAAACGCACUUUGAGUAUCUCUAAUUUGGAGCUGAAUCAGUGUCAGUGAAGAAGGAGACAAUGAUGCAGACUUGUUGUAUCCAUUAGUCUUUGGCAUUUCCUCGGAGAAUUUCGCCAAGGUGUGAUGCUUCCAUCGGUUUUAAGCCCCCAAAAGUUGGUUUCAUUGGAAUUCAGCCUUUAGGGAUUUUGAAUCUUAUACGGCAAAGAAGAUUAUACGUGAACUUGAAUGCUAAUGACGCUCACCCAUCCAUGUCUAUCUUAGAAGAAGAAACCUCCCCGACUCCAGAAGCUGAGCUUCCAUUCAGCAAAUGGUCACCUUCUAAAUCCAUAUGGAGAGGCUUAUCAGUCCCCAUCAUAGCAGGACAAGUCCUUCUCCGGAUACUCAAGGGAAGAAACACUCUCCAGCAGCUCGAGAGAACCGGACCCAAAUCUCUAGGAGUUUCCCUUCUCACUUCCACAUUCGUCGGCAUGGCUUUCACCAUCCAGUUCGUUAGAGAAUUCACCAGGCUAGGCCUCAACAGAUCCAUCGGAGGCGUCCUGGCUCUCGCCUUCUCCAGAGAGCUCAGUCCUGUCAUCACAUCCAUCGUUGUCGCUGGACGAAUGGGAAGCGCGUUUGCUGCUGAGCUAGGGACAAUGCAAGUCUCGGAGCAGACAGAUACGCUACGUGUCUUGGGAGCUGACCCGAUUGAUUAUCUCAUCACGCCGAGAGUUAUCGCUUCGUGUCUGGCCUUGCCGUUUUUGACGCUCAUGUGUUUCACUGUCGGGAUGGCUUCGAGCGCUCUGCUAUCUGACGCGGUUUAUGGGAUUAGUAUUAACAUAAUCAUGGACUCGGCUCAUAGAGCGCUUAGACCGUGGGACAUUGUGAGUGCCAUGAUUAAGUCUCAAGUGUUUGGUGCUAUAAUAUCUGUGAUUAGUUGCUCUUGGGGAGUUACUACUAAGGGAGGCGCUAAAGGUGUUGGAGAAUCCACAACUUCUGCAGUUGUCAUGUCACUUGUCGGAAUCUUUAUUGCUGAUUUUGUGCUUUCUUCCUUCUUCUUUCAGGGUGCUGGAGAUUCUUUAAAGAACUGUGUGUAACUUUUUUUUUCUGUCUUAUUGAUCCAAUACGGAUGUUUUUACAUAGCAA